Messenger RNA from Drosophila arizonae, 728 nucleotides. RefSeq names its product adenosine 5'-monophosphoramidase HINT3. The record is from RefSeq and is a predicted model, not a curated record. Gene Ontology annotation, molecular function: catalytic activity. Lineage: Eukaryota; Metazoa; Arthropoda; Insecta; Diptera; Drosophilidae.
AACAAGCUAGACUUGUCCAAGUCUUCUUUUAAAACAUGUUAAAGAAAAGACAUCUUUUAAUUCCAUUGGCCUGUUUGGUAUUGUUCAUAUUUAUAAAAUAUACGAUAGAAUUUGGAAAUGAUCUUAAUGAUCAAUCUCCAAUCGAAUGUUUGUUUUGUAACAUUGCCCACGGAAGAAUAACGCCACCAAAACUAGAAUUUGAAAACGACGAAUAUGUUAUUUUCAAGGACAAAAACCCAGCCUCCACUUAUCACUAUUUGGCAAUACCCAAGCAACAUUUUGACAGUCUGAAAGUGCUCAAUAAAUCCCACGUGGGCUUAGUUGAGCGCAUGCAGAAUGGUAUGAUUCGUUUUCUUGAAUCAAAAAAUGUGAGUAAAGAAAAUGCAGUGAUUGGCUUUCAUAUUCCGCCGUUUAUAUCGCAAAAGCAUUUGCAUCUACAUGGAAUUUCUCCCAAAUCUGAAAUGGACUUGUCCAAUCGCAUAAACUUCUUCAUACCGUCGUUUUGGUUCAAAUCCGCCGACGAUGCAAUAGAAUCUUUAAAACUCGCGGACCUCUAGUCAUGAGAGUCAGGAGAGGCUUGAAUCCUUAAAAGGCAUGUAUCUGUAAUUAUCACAAGGAACCUAAAUAUUUGCUUGCGUCCAAUUAUAAACGGCAUACAUUCGUUGCUCAUUGUUCAAGUUUCUCAAACAGCUCAAAACAUUCCAUUAAGUUAGGUGUUACUGUGUAGA